GAAAUAUCCACCGGUAGAUUUUUAGAGACAUUAACGGUGGCGAUGAAAGCAUGUGAUAAAGGCAUUAAUCGGGGCCGUUGAGCAGGCUUGUGAGUAGAGUGAAAUAGCUGAAAGAGGAGAAAAAGAGAAGAAAGAGGGAGGCGGAAACGAGCAGCGAGAGAAAGAUCUGAGAAUAUUGAAUCAGUUAACUAGCUUGAAAUAGCUCGAAACGUUCAAAUUCCGGUGACUGUAAGUCCGUUUCGGGUAAAUUAUGACACUUUUCCGGUGAUGCGAGGUGAGAUUAGUGUUGAAGACGUUUGUGAGUUGUCACUACGAAGCCAAUCCAAACACAAAUGGAUAGAAGCAGAGAAGCGAGAAGAGGUGUUACUUUGGCAGCUUCAAAUGGUUUGUCAAGAAGGAGAUACAGAAGUAGCAGUCUCAGAGACUCUCCAGAAGAAGACGGUCCAUUGGAGUUGCAGGAAACGGCUAGGUUAAGAGAUCGAAAGAAUAAUCGAGACCGUGACCGUGAUAGAGACAGAUAUCGAAUGAGUAGGAGUAGCAAGAGAAGGAGAAGCGAUAAAUUUAUUCGCGGAACCAAUAGGGAUGAUGGAGGGGAUGACAGUUCAGAGGAGAGUGUAAAUGAUGAUGAAGAAGACGAUGAUGACGAUGGAGGUGGAGUUGGAGGUGGAGGUGGAAAUUCUUCUAUAAGGGUUCUCCCGGCCAAUCCAUCAACAUCAACAUCGUCGAUGUUGAAUCAUCAUAAUCAGCAUCAUCAUUACAAUCAUAAUAGUAAUAGCCACAGUAAUAAUCAUAAUCAUAAUAAUAAUCACAACAGUCGGAAAAGUUUUCCACCUCCGGCCAAAGUUUUUAGAACCGCGUCGAUGGCUACAACUGCCACGACCACCACCUCUACUUGGAAAGCCGCCGAUGAGAUGAUUGGUGUGUCGGUGCCUAGAAAAGCUCGGUCAGUCUCUACAAAAAGGUCCCAUGAAUGUUGGACUUCAACUGGUGGUGGAGAACAAAUACACAGACAAGCGUCAUCUUCACCUGUGAGGACGAGUGUUGCGACUGCGUUGGCUACUCCCACACCGGUUGAGCCUUCCAAUUUUUCAGUUCGGAAGAAGGUGAAACCUAGCGGACCCAAACUAAAGCCACCAAAAUCGUCCAGCAACAAGCCAUCGUCGGCUCAGGACGAGAUCGAGAUCGAGAUCGCGGAAGUUUUAUACGAGAUGAUGAGGCAACCACUGGGUCCAUCUAAGCAAGAAAUUAUAGGGGAUUUUAAUUCGAAAGAGAUUAAUAAUAAGUCCACAAGUGACUCUAAAUCUCGAGUUUCUUCUCCGAUCUCGAAUUCCCCAUCUACACUCCCUCAGUCAUCUUCAGUUUUGCCCACAAAUUCUAGCUCUUCAACUGCUCCCAUGUCUGCUAUUGCUCCGAAGAGGAAGAAGCCACGACCUGUUAAACACGAAGAUGAUAAUCUUUUGUCGUUUACGGUGCGUAAUGUUCCCAUUUCGUCUACUACAAACGUUGAGAUGGAUCAAUCUUUUAAGACAGAAACUUGUUCGUCGAAUUUGGAGAAGAAUUCGGGAUCUGCAGCAGCUGUGAACGGUUCAACUUCGUACGAUUUGGUGAACUCUCAUGUCGCUGAGACGAACCUUGAGUCGGUUAAGCCAGAGAACAACGUUUUAUUGCCGGAUUCAAAGGUUUUGACUGAAGAAUCAGAGUGUGGAGGAGAUGUCACGUUGGCAAAAGACGGGCCUCAGUCUCCUCAGAAGGAAUCUACUGCUAGUCUCAGAUUAGAUGAUGAUUGUAGAGACAAUUUAACAGUUACUAAAGCGAACUCAACGACAUCUGAAAUUGAGAACCAGCGAGAAGAAAAAUUCCAGAUAGAUCUGAUGGCUCCACCUCCAUCCAGAUUAUCACCUGAGAGGGACGGUGAGAUUGACCGUGAGGCCGUUGAUGUUCAAAAGGAAAUGAAGCCUACGGUAGAAGAGGAUGAGAAGGUAGUCAAAACUGUCAAAGAAGAUGUAGUUACUGAUGGUGAACCAAAGAAGGCAAAAGCCAUAGUAGAAGAAAGUGAAUCCCCGAAGCCAGUUGUUGGUAAGGAGAGGAACAUUGACCUCCAGCUUGAUUUGGAGAAGAGUGAUCAAAAUAGUGGUACUGUUAGUUUGGACGGCAAUAAGCUGCAACAGCAUGUCCAAAAGCAGCAGCAACAACCGCCGACCGUCCCUGAGAAAAAUGCUCAUUCUACUUCUUUACCUUUGCCUCUGACUAUGGCUAGUUGGCCUGGUGGACUUCCUCCUAUGGGAUAUAUGGCCGCACCUUUACAAGGACUUGUAUCCGUGGAUGGUAGCGCUGUCUCUUCUGCUGCCAUGCAGCCUCCAAAUUUGUUGUUUUCUCAACCCAGACCAAAGAGGUGUGCAACUCAUUGCUACAUUGCCAGGAACAUACACUAUCUCCAGCAAUUUACAAGGAUGAAUCCUUUCUGGCCAGCCGCUGCUGGUUCUGCUUCACUGUAUGGGGCAGCAGCUUGCAAUCUCAAUGUCGUGGCUCCAUUGGAGUUGCACGGAACCACUUCAGGUAAAGGUGUGAACAAUGCACAAGAUAAGGGGCAGGGUUUGGCAAUAUUUCCUGGCCCUACUGGAAAAGACAGCAAAGGUUCUCAACAUGCCAACACAAUUGAUGCAGCGCAAAGAAAGCAGGUUUUGCUUCAGCAAGCUCUACCGCCUGGAGCUCCUAGUAAUAUACUGGCUCCUGCUUUUAUCUUCCCAUUGAGCCAGCAUCAAGCUGCUGCUGCAGCUGCUGUCCGACCUGGAUCUGUCAAGUCUCUUCCAGCUGCUGGUAAUGCUGCUUCAUCAAGUGGGUUGAAUUCUGUCUCAGUGAGUGCCACUGCAACAGCAGGAGCUGGAGCCACAGCAAUGGGCUUCAACUACCCAAAUAUACCAUGCAAUGAGACACAAGCUCAGUACUUAGCAAUUUUGCAGAACGGUGCCUACCCAUUUCCUAUGUCUGGUCACAUAGGAGCAACUCCUGCUCAUAGAGGAACCCAUGCUCAGAGUAUGCCAUUCUUUAGUGGGUCCUUCUAUUCUUCUCAAAUGCUACAUCCUUCUCAGAUUCAGCAGCAACAACCACUACCCACUCAGUCACACCAAAGCCAACAAGGUCAUCAGAACGCCAGCAUUUCAAGUGGUUCCUCUUCAUCCCAAAAACAUUUACAGAACCAGCACCCAAGGCUGCAUAUCAGUGGCAGUGGUGGAGCCUUGCAAGGUUUUCCUGCUCCAAAGAACCAGCCUUCUCAACAACUGCAACUGCAGCCAAGGCAGCAACAGAAAAACCAACAGGUUCCUCAUCAAUCUCGCCAGCUUGAGAAUGAAAUUGGUGGUGAAGAGAGCCCAUCAACAGCUGAUAGCCGAGGGUCCCGUUCAAAUAUGAGUAUCUAUGGACAGAAUUUUCCAGUGCUAUCAUACUCACCAAACUUUGCUUUGAGGACUACUACUUCAAUGGGAGGUGCCACUAGUUUGAGUGGUCAUCAUGGUGAAAAGAAGCCUCAGCAACAGCUACAACAGCAGGGUACCAAUUCUGGAGUUGAAACUAUAACGCCUCAAACUUCGACAUUUGCUUCUAUUAAUGGCACUACAGCUCCUGGCCUCGACCUUUCUACCAUUGCACAGAAUCCUGCUAUUCUUCAGAGCUAUCAGUAUUUGGCAGCUGCCCAGGCAGCACAGCAGAAAAAUAAUUACCAUGUCGCAGAACAGGGGAAAGCUGGAGGUAGUGACACCUCUAAUGUGGAGGAAGAAAGAAAGCCAAUGGCGGGAAAACCACUGGCAACUGUUGGGCAGUCCAUUGCUUUUUCUAGGCCAGAUUUAACUGAUGCAUCAGUUUCCACUAUGACAGGCAAUACGGUCCUUGAUGGCUCAACUCGAAGUCUAAACCUUGUUGCUGCACCUGCCCGAUCUGCUUCUGUUAUGCCUGCUAUUAGAAAUGAUAAUGCAUCUGCUGCACAGCAGCAACUGCAGCGAAGUCAACAGCAGCAGCAAAUUAUUCAACUUCAGAAGCAGCAGCAAUUUGCAGCUGCUGCUACUCGAAGCAAAACAUCAGCUACAAGCAAUGGAAUUGUUUAUUCUGACCACCUACAACCUUCAGCAUCUAUAGCUGCAAAGUUCCCUGGUGCUUUAUCUGUUUUCCCCCAAAAUAUUGUCCAAAAUAACAGCAGCUCGGCACAGUCUCCUCAGUGGAAGAAUUCUGGUAGGACAAGCGCCUCUCAAGUUAGUUCACAAGCUCUUGCUCCAUCAACAACAUCAUCACACAGAAACCUUCCCCAACAGCAAGGCAGAACCCAGCAGAGCCACACACAAAUAUCAUUUGCUGCUAACUCCAAAUCAUCAGCGGCAACACAGGGUCAGCCACCAUCUGGUAAUAACCAGUGUGCAUCUCCUCCAAUGCUAGUUGGUUCACCAACUUCUGUUUCCAAGACUAGUGGUGGUGGAAGCCCGAAGACUAGUGCAACGGUGUCCACAGGUAACAAAAGUGGCCAAGCUUCCUCGUUUUCAUCGCAGCAGAACAAGAAUUCACCAUCUAUGCCUAGCAGGAAGCCAUCUCCUGUUACAUCAAUACUUGGAAACCCCAGCAUCACCUCUUCAGGAAAUGGAGUUAAGCCUCAAAUGUCAGAACAGCAGCUGCAGCAACAGCAAAUAUCAAAGCAUUCAGUUCAGCAAGCCCCACUGUUAUUCCCUAAUCCAUAUAUGCAAGCCCCACCUCAAAAUUUUUCAAGUACAACUUCAUCUACCUCGGCUGCCAGUGGGUUUUUCAUGGUAAGACACCAUGACCAACAACGGCUGCCUGGCUCUUCAGGGACUUCCUCAGCUGGGAUGCUAUCACUGUGCCCUCCAGUUACUCAUUCUAACACCAGCACUUCUGAUCCUGCCAAGGCUGUUGCUGCUGCUACUAAUAUGAAAGGUGGUCCCUUAACAUCUCCGGGUCUUAUACAUCCUGCCAGUUUUGCAAAUUCACAGACCUCCGGAAAGCCACAUCAGUCUUUUCCUCCUGGUUUCCCAUAUGUUCAUGCUGUUCCCACAGCAGUUCAAGUGAAGCUAGCAGAGCAGAAACAACCCACGGGUGAGUAGAAAUGUCCCUUGGUGCCUUCUGGUUAGAUGAGUUUGAGGAUGUGAACGAACUUUUGAGGCGGACAGGGAUUUCUUUCUGCAAGGAGAAACGAACACUGGAUCAAACAUCAAAGCUCUAUUCAAGACUCAACAUUUGGAUUGAUUGCAACAGAAAUCGAAACAGUUGGGAUACUUUGCAAAUGUGUAUUGAGGUAUGUACACUUGUGUUUAUAAUCUGACAAGGUUGGUGUUGAAGCCUAAUUAUAAAUUUUUGAUUGGUUUUGAUGGUGGGAGAAGAUGAGAGGAUGGUUUGUAGAAGGAAAAGAAAAGGGAAAAGUGAGAAAAAGAUUAAAAGAAAUAAUCCCCUUUACUUCAUUUUGGAGGGGUGUGAUGGGGGGUUUUUUAUUUUAUUUUAAAAUUUUUUGUUGACAUAUAUAUGCAGGGAGGGUGUAUAUGUAUGUAUAUGUCGGGCACAUAUGAGAUCAACCCUCAAAAUUUUUUGAAUUUAAUAUUUUUCUGAUGCCCCUAUCA
Messenger RNA from Mangifera indica (mango), 5609 nucleotides. RefSeq names its product protein TIME FOR COFFEE-like. The record is from RefSeq and is a predicted model, not a curated record. Gene Ontology annotation, biological process: regulation of circadian rhythm. NCBI's taxonomy places the organism in Eukaryota, Viridiplantae, Streptophyta, Magnoliopsida, Sapindales, Anacardiaceae. The transcript has 12 exons. Gene Ontology annotation, cellular component: nucleus. The coding region runs from base 333 to 5099 and encodes 1588 amino acids.